CUUUAGAGUUCCACGAAGAAGUGUUGCAUAAAGAUGGCGGACCGCGGUGGUUAUGGAACAGUGCUGAGCUUCGGUCGUCUUUAGUUCCGUCUCCGCUUUCUGCCGGUCCGUGUCGCUCUGUUCCCGCCGGGAGGAGGAUGGCUCACCGCUACCUGCGACUGUCGGCCGGCUGCAGGAGCCUGUUCCGGCUGCUGCUGCCGCUCUCCGGCGCUCCGACCAGGCAGGUGAUGUCUUCGAUCACGGCUGGGCAGGUAGUGAGUGGGCGGAGCCUGCUGACUGACCUGCUGGGAGCCUGCAGGAGUCUGAGCUCCAGACCUCCCAAAGGUUUUGAGAAAUAUUUUCCAGACAGUCAGAAAACUCCAAAAGACAACGAAGCUGAAGCUGCACCCAAAGAAUCUAAACCUGCCAACAGUCAGAAGGCCUCAGGGAGGUCUUCAGGAGGAGGAGGAGGAGGAAAGAGAGGAGGCCGUAAGGAGGACUCUCACUGGUACAGCCGUCUGCAGAAGGGCGACGUUCCCUGGGACGACAAGGAGUUCCGGAUGUACUUCCUGUGCGGACUGGCCUUCUGGAUCAGCGUCUCCUACUACUUCUUCUUCCGGGACGGAGGCCGAGAAGUCACCUGGAAGGAUUUUGUCAACAACUACCUGUCCAAAGGAGUGGUGGACCGGUUGGAGGUGGUCAACAAGCGCUACGUUAAGGUGGUGUUCUCUCCGGGGAAGACGCCGGUGGACGGGCAGUACGUGUGGUUCAACAUCGGCAGUGUGGACACGUUUGAGAGGAACCUGGAGACGGCUCAGUAUGAGCUCGGCAUCGAGGGGGAGAACCGGCUGCCGGUGGUUUAUUCCACCGAAAGUGACGGAACGUUCCUACUGAGCAUGCUCCCCACUGUGCUCAUCAUUGGCUUCCUGCUGUUCAUGCUGCGGCGAGGCCCGGCGGGGGCAGGCCGGCCUGGCAGGGGGAUGGGCGGGCUGUUCAGCGUCAGCGAGACCACGGCCAAGAUCCUAAAAGAUGAGAUCGACGUCAAAUUCAAAGACGUGGCAGGCUGCGAGGAAGCCAAGCUGGAGAUCAUGGAGUUCGUCAACUUCCUGAAGAACCCCAAACAGUACCAGGACCUGGGUGCCAAGAUCCCCAAGGGAGCCAUCCUGACCGGUCCUCCUGGAACCGGAAAAACUCUUCUGGCCAAAGCGACGGCCGGUGAAGCAAACGUUCCAUUCAUCACCGUCAAUGGAUCAGAGUUCCUCGAGAUGUUCGUGGGCGUCGGCCCCGCCAGGGUGAGGGACCUUUUCGUCAUGGCGAGGAAGAACGCUCCCUGCAUCCUGUUCAUCGAUGAGAUCGACGCUGUGGGCAGGAAGAGAGGGCGGGGCAACUUUGGCGGUCAGAGCGAGCAGGAGAACACGCUGAACCAGCUGCUGGUGGAGAUGGACGGCUUCAACACGGCCACCAAUGUUGUUGUUCUGGCUGGAACCAACCGACCCGACAUCCUGGAUCCGGCGCUGAUGAGGCCCGGGCGCUUUGACAGACAGAUCUACAUUGGUCCUCCUGACAUCAAAGGACGGGCAUCCAUCUUUAAAGUCCACCUGCGUCCUCUGAAGCUGCAGACCGACAUGGACAAAGACUCGCUGGCCAAGAAAAUGGCCGCCCUCACACCUGGAUUCUCAGGUGCAGACAUCGCUAAUGUUUGUAACGAGGCGGCUCUUAUCGCUGCUCGACACCUUUCAGACGCCAUCAACCAGAAGCACUUUGAGCAGGCCAUCGAGAGGGUCAUCGGAGGUCUGGAGAAGAAGACUCAGGUUCUGCAGCCGGAGGAGAAGAAGACGGUUGCGUAUCACGAGGCCGGUCAUGCUGUGGCAGGGUGGUUCCUGGAGCACGCCGACCCUCUGCUUAAGGUGUCCAUCAUCCCCAGAGGGAAGGGGCUGGGCUACGCUCAGUACCUGCCCAAGGAGCAGUACCUGUACACCAAGGAGCAGCUGCUGGACCGCAUGUGCAUGACCCUGGGGGGACGAGUCUCCGAGGAGAUCUUUUUUGGACGGAUUACCACUGGAGCUCAGGACGACCUCCGCAAGGUCACCCAGAGCGCCUACGCACAGAUCGUUCAGUUCGGCAUGAAUGAGAAGGUGGGUCAGGUGUCCUUCGACCUUCCCCGGCAGGGUGAGAUGGUUCUUGAGAAACCGUACAGCGAGGCCACGGCUCGGCUGAUCGACACCGAGGUCAGAACCCUGAUCGGCGAGGCCUACCAGAGAACCCAGCAGCUGCUGAAUGACAAGAAGGCUGAGGUGGAGAAGGUGGCGCAGCGGCUGCUGGAGAAGGAGGUUCUGGAUAAGAACGACAUGGUGGAGCUGCUUGGAAAACGUCCUUUUGCAGAGAAGUCAACGUACGAAGAGUUUGUGGAGGGAACCGGAGGCGAGGAGGAGGACACGACCCUGCCGGAGGGUCUGAAGGACUGGAACCAGGAGAGGAAGGACAAGGAGGAGACCCAGGAGGAACAGGUGGCCCGUCAGAUCUCUGGGGAAUGCCCUUCUAGAACCCUCUGCUGAACGUCUGGGUUCUACAAACAUUUAACACCGACCCAUCGCUCCAAAAUAGUUCCGAUUUGAAGUCACAAUCGCUUACAAGGUCUAGAACGUUCCCACUGAAUAAAUGUUAGAGCUCCGGUCUUAGAACCUUUUCUCUCAAGUUCUAGACCACCAGCCUCACCAUGAAGUCCAGCAUGUUCUUCUGGAUUCCGGACGGUACUGCCAACCUAAACCAUGACCAGUCCUGACACCUCUAAAACAUGCUGUGUCUGGGGUUCUACAAGCAACAAGGUGUAGAACCCUAAGAACUCUCCUAGAACCUUUUCUGUUUCAACUUCCAACUUUCUCCUCCAACUGUCGCUUCAUUUCGGACCGUAAGGAACAACUGUAGGGCCUUCAGAGAACAGUUGGAGAAUCCUUCUGUGGAUUCAGGUUUGAAACACCUCUCGAACCCUCCAGACAUGUUGGGGAGUUUUAGAGUCUACGUUUUCUACAGAACUGUUCGCUACUGCAGAACCCUGACCCACUGAAGAACCUGGAGAACCACAUCUUCUCUUUUAGAACUAUGGUAGUUUUAAGAGGUUUCUAUUCAUUGGGUCAACAAAUCUGAAUGAGACAAAUGUUCCAGAUGGGUUCUACAGAGGUUCUGGCUCAAACACUUCUGGAAUGUUUGCUAACUAGAUCUGUUCUCCUUCAACAACAAAUCUCCUGGAGCUGUUAUCUCCAUAGAACUCUACAACUUCCCCUACACUGGAACAAACCCUUUGAAAAAGUCAGGUUCUGUUCCAUGAAUCCUCCAGUCAAACCCGUAGAACCCAGACAGCUUCCUCCAGAACACUGAGUUCUGAACCACUUCAGACGUUCUGCAGUAUUUGUGAUUAAAAUGAAUUUUCUCAUCUUUAAACCUUUGGUUCCACACAGGGUUCUGGGUUUUUCACAGGUGACUUUAAAGCUUUGCUGUGUUCUACGAUCUACAACUUAGAACUCUUUUCAGAGCCAUUACUGUUUGUAGUUGGCAGCUUUUGGUUCUAUGUUUGGUGUUCUACUGGCCGCUUCUGCUACAUCUAAUCUUUGCAUUCAAAACGCCACAUGGUUCUGAGCCCUCAAAGAACCCUGCCACGGAGUUCUGAAGAGUUCUCUCCAAAGACUGGUUCUCUGCCCAGGUCGGAACCAUUCAGGAACGUUUGUAAAUGCGUAGAACUCCUCAUCCAAACAGAACGAUAACGGAGAGAUGCAGCUGAAAACCUGCAACGUUCUAUUUAGAACCCCGGGGUUUCAGAAGAACUCAAACAUAUGUAAACAUGUGGAACAUACAGAAUGUGAUGAGAACGUUCUCACAGAUUCAUUGUUCUGAAACUGGGCUCAAUGUUCUGAUUCGUUAGGGAAUGAAAUUAAUCAAACUUUUUAGUUCAAUUUUAGUUCCAUCAGAAUGAGAGCCUUCGUCAUCGUCAUCAUUACGGCUGUCACCGUGGUAACCGCGCUGCAAAGGCGACAGCCCAGUCCGUGCUGAUCAGAUAUUGAUUAGUGAUCGAUCGGUUGUUGCUAGCCUGCUGUAAACAUGAAAUAAUGGAAAUCAAUAACAUGUAAAUGUGUUCCAGGAUCACAGCAUCUAAUAAACUGUGACAAAAUCAAUAAAUAACCUGUCAAUCAUUUCAAGACAUAGAAAUGAUCAGAUCACGAGAAGCCGUUCAGUUUCAAAACAGAUGGAUUAAAAGCAAUCAUUUAAAGUUCAGAGAGAUACAGGUUAGAACUGUUCCACUGAUCAAUAACAUCUACAGACAGACCAAUACAUGUCCACUCCAUCUGAUCAAUAACAUCUACAGACAGAUCAAUACAUGUCCACUCCAUCUGAUCAAUAACAUCUACAGACAGAUCAAUACAUGUCCACUCCAUCUGAUCAAUAACAUCUACAGACAGAUCAAUACAUGCCCCACUCCAUCUGAUCAAUAACAUCUACAGACAGAUCAAUACAUGUCCACUCCAUCUGAUCAAUAACAUCUACAGACAGAUGUCCACACGCUGACUUCACACUGAGCUCCAUCCAGUUGGUGGUUGAACUCCGGGUUCCUGGACUUCUACCUGCUGGACCUUUAGGUGUUCCAGAGGAAACUGCUUCAGGGUCUGUAGAACCUCAACUAGUUCCAGAUGUUCACCUGCAGACUCACCUGGAGCUGAUGGAUGGAACCACAACCACCUGACAGCCCAGAACCAUGAGCAGAACAUACAUGACGUCUGCAGAAUAUUAAUGUUAAUAAGUGAUCAGUGAGAGUUCCAGCCUUCAUUAGAGCUGCAGGAAUCAUCACUGAUCUGUCUCUGCUCAUCUUCUCCCUCAGAUGAAAUCAGACUGGAGAUCUGAGUUACUAAUCUAUUGCUUAUUGAUUUGUUUUUAUGAACACUGUAAAUUAUGGAGUCACAGGAGUGCCACAGUAAAAGAUAAAUCUGUUAUGAAAUAAGGAAAUAAAAAUAUUUAAAUAUAUAAAAAUAUAAAUAAAUGAAUAAAUAAUCUUUAUAUACAGUCUGUGGUGUGCUCUUCCUCUCAGCGCCAUGGUGACGUCACUUCCCUUUAAACGUGUUAGGAGCUAGCAGGAAUCACAGGCUGAAUCCCAAACCCCCCCUACACACUCCCCCUCCACUACCGAGUGUCACUCCAAAAGAAGUCACACUCGCAGCUGUGGAGGGCACCUAUUACUGAAGGGGAGGGUAUAAAUACGAUCGUCAGGAAUGGGAUGCCCUGUCGCCUCACCGGAAAACGGAAGACGUUAUCGCCAUGGUAACACAAAGACGCCUACUGUCAUGGCUGUAGUGCUGUGGCACAGGUUGCAACUAACAAGGAUCGCUGCUGCUUCCAGAAGAUGAAAGCAUCCCACUUUUUUUUCACUCACAUGUUUUCCAAUCCUAUUAUCUGGCAUUUCAAAUCCAACAAAUGAAUAAAUGAAUUCUGUCAGUUGUGUUCAAAUUUUAAGGUGUCAGGGGGUGCACAAUUAAACAUCAGCAGAAAAGAAGAUUUGUUUCUUUUGAUUUAUAUUUUUACACCACUCUUUUUGUGAUGUUCUGUCAGUGUGAAAAAGGCGUGGGAGAAAUAAAGGACGCAUGUGGAACUUA
Acanthochromis polyacanthus (spiny chromis) is the source of this 5615-nucleotide messenger RNA. RefSeq names its product AFG3-like AAA ATPase 2 (gene afg3l2). Lineage: Eukaryota; Metazoa; Chordata; Actinopteri; Pomacentridae. Gene Ontology annotation, cellular component: membrane; m-AAA complex. Gene Ontology annotation, molecular function: ATP-dependent peptidase activity; ATP hydrolysis activity; zinc ion binding. Gene Ontology annotation, biological process: mitochondrial protein processing; protein-containing complex assembly. The record is from RefSeq and is a predicted model, not a curated record.